Physella acuta is the source of this 1218-nucleotide messenger RNA. RefSeq names its product electron transfer flavoprotein subunit beta. Gene Ontology annotation, cellular component: mitochondrion. The record is from RefSeq and is a predicted model, not a curated record. Lineage: Eukaryota; Metazoa; Mollusca; Gastropoda; Physidae. Gene Ontology annotation, biological process: amino acid catabolic process; fatty acid beta-oxidation using acyl-CoA dehydrogenase. Gene Ontology annotation, molecular function: electron transfer activity.
AACUAACAUCUUCGACCUACAGGGGAGAAUAUUGUUGAUAACGUUAAUUUUCCUUUUCGAUCAAGUCCAAAGUCUCAGUACUGAACUUACUCGAGUACAUAAGAUCUUCUAGACGAGAUUGAAUAAAAAAUGUCCGGGCUACGAAUUCUAGUUGGAUGCAAAAGAGUAAUUGACUAUGCCGUUAAAAUCAGAGUUAAGCCAGACAAAACUGGGGUGGUUACAGAGGGUGUAAAGCACAGCAUGAAUCCAUUUGAUGAGAUAGCUGUGGAAGAGGCAGUGAGGAUGAAAGAAAAGAAAAUUGCUUCUGAAAUCAUUGCAGUUUCAUGUGGUCCAACUCAGUGUCAGGAAAUUUUAAGAACAGCUAUGGCAAUGGGAGCUGACAAGGCAAUUCAUGUUGAAGUUGACAACAAAACAUAUGAGUCACUCCAGCCCCUACACAUUGCUAAGUUAUUUGCUAAGAUUGCUCAAGAGGAAAAGGCAGAUAUAGUUAUCACAGGCAAACAGGCAAUUGAUGAUGAUGCUAAUCAGACUGGACAAAUGAUAGCAGCUUUGUUAAACUGGCCACAGGCCACCUAUGCCAGUAAAAUAGAGAAAACAAAUGAAGGGUUGAAGGUGACCAGAGAAAUUGAUGGAGGUUUAGAGACCAUUAAAGUCAGUCUUCCAUCUGUCAUUACUACUGACUUGCGUCUGAAUGAGCCACGCUAUGCAACACUACCUAAUAUAAUGAAAGCUAAAAAGAAGCCUCUAGUAAAGAAGACAGCAGCUGACUAUGGCAUUGAUCUAAAGCCAAGAGUUGAGGUGUUGAAAGUGGAGGAGCCCCCCACCAGACAGGCUGGAUCUAAGAUAGGAAGUGUAGAGGAGCUGGUCCAGAAACUAAGGGAGGCAGGGCUAGUGCCUUCAUAAGGUACAUACAGCCUGUCAGAAAGUUGCUUACAAUACGUUGAAUACAAGUCCUGCAAGUAUUUAGACAGCCUCAAGUAAAGUGCUCUGAUUUGUGAUACUAGAACAAUUUUGACCUUUUACAAUUGACUUUUAACCGAUGAAUAUAUUGAAUGAGGUAUAAAUUAAGUUUAAAAAAUAAUGUUAAGUGCUGCUUUUGAUUAUGAGCAAACAUUUUCUUUUAGUACUAUUCUGAUUUGAAGGCAUAAUCAAGUAAAGAUGUUGGUGGCUCUGUGAGUCACAGUAUUUACGAUGAAUAAAACGGUUUUUAACAUGAAA